AUGGGAGCUCGAUUAAGGGGUGCGAGAUUGCCAAUCCGAAAGACAAUCAGAUACAGCAGUCUACCGCAUAGAAGAAGACUACAUUCAUCUACGAUCUGGCGUGGAAAGAAUAACCAAUCAAAUGAUGAGGCUGAUUCGGAGAGAAAUAUUUUCAGCCAAGAGGCAAUCGCAGAAGAAGAGGAUAUAGGUAAAGAAAGUUUACUGCAAAGACAACGUGAUGCACUUUCUCGUGAACCUACAUGGCAAGGUGAUGAACGUGUACAAGAUACAAUCUUAAGAAUGUUGAUGGAUAAACACCAACCUUUACGUAUCAAAGGUCAAUCUGCUCCCGGUCAACAUCCUGCCGAUGCAAAAUUGCAAUCUAUUCAAAAACCCAAUAUGAUGGCUUCUCCAAGUGCGGGAAGAGAAUCAAAUUCUGCAGCAAUUGCAGAUGUGGAAAAGAUUAUACCUGAGGGCGUAACUGAAGCAGGCGAAGAUGGAAGACGAUUAGCAAAGACGCCGGAUAAUAAACCUUGGAGAGCAGUAUAUGUGAACCCAAUGCUUCAAGUUGGCAAAGAAGGAAAAGAUGCAGAUCCUUCUAUUUAUUAUGCACGAUAUAUUGGUCUUCCACCCUCUUCGCCACACCGUAGAAGCGCAAAGACGGCUAGCGGGAAGGAGCGUUUAAAGCUUGCAGGUAUCAAAACAGAAACGUUACCUCUCGAUGAUCGUAACAAGAUGCGUGCUAUUCGUGAAGGUGUACGAAAGUGGGAUAGAGCGGGAAGAAUGCGCGGUGUAAAGGAAGAAGCGAUGCAAUACCGAAGAACAAGGGAAGAAGAACGCGAAAGGGGAACAAUGGAAGAGCAGCCAAUGUCUGAUGAAGAAGGAGAAGCGCAAAUCGCAAUGGUUGGUGGUAGAGGAUUUCAGUCGAUCGCAAAUGAAAGAAUAGAAGCAGCAAUGAAGACGGAUUAUUUUAGACGAAAUUCAUUAAGAGGCAAACCACUAGAAAAGGAUCUACAUGCUAGUAAUCCAUAUUUAAAAGGAGAAGAACGAAUAAUGAAUAGACUUAUUCAGAGACAAGGUGCCGCACCACCUUGGGUUGAGCUAAAUGUACAAUUGGAGAACGAGCAAAGCGAUUUUCGCAAACGAUUGGCUGACAGCUGGCUAAGACGAGCAACACGAAUAAUUCUAGCAACAUCCUAUAUGCGAGAAGGUCUUGAACCUAUUCGAAUUCAAUCUAAUGAAACAUUUGACGAUUUAAUGCAACGUGAAAUGUUUAAUUCUGGUCAAAAGAAAUUGUUGAAUUUGGUGAACGGAUAUACGGAUUCUGAGUGGGAACAAAAAGAACAAGCAUAUCAUGAUGUUGGCAUUCGUGAUGUGAACAACCUCAUUCGGAGAUACAAUGUCGUCGCUCCCGUCAGUGCACGAAGAGGUUUGUUGAUUCGUGAGUGGGAAUUAGAUCGGCUGCGAAAAGAAUCCCGGGUAGAGCUUGCAAGAAGAUUAAGCGACGGCUUGAUACCUUCAAGCACAAGCAAUGCACAAAAUACACACCACUCUUCCAGUGCAUCAAAAUCGUCUGCAUCAUCUACCUCAAACUUGUUCGGCGGUUGGCUCUCUUCUCCUGAUGCAAGUCAAACAACACAUCCAUCUGGAUAUUCAGGCCGCUCCAUUCAAGGCGGUGACGAUGGAACGAGUGCUGGAGGAACGUCACAUGAAGAAAGACAUAGACAUGCAAGACGUCGUUCUGCAUCUGGUGGAUAUAUUACCGCUUUCGUUCGUCGGACGGCUGAACGAGCUCGUCAGUUUGUCAAUUGGUGA
Meira miltonrushii is the source of this 1794-nucleotide messenger RNA. RefSeq lists its product as uncharacterized. Bases 1 to 1794 code for a protein of 597 amino acids. The record is from RefSeq and is a predicted model, not a curated record. The transcript is spliced from 2 exons. NCBI's taxonomy places the organism in Eukaryota, Fungi, Basidiomycota, Exobasidiomycetes, Exobasidiales, Brachybasidiaceae.